Messenger RNA from Prunus armeniaca (apricot), 1836 nucleotides. Lineage: Eukaryota; Viridiplantae; Streptophyta; Magnoliopsida; Rosales; Rosaceae. The record is from the annotation of a GenBank genome assembly.
AUGGCUUCCUUUUUGUCUGGCGAUUCCUCUAACUAUGGUAUAAGUGAUACUGGUUCCUAUAAACACACUCAGGAUAAGCUAGACGAAGGAGCCUGUUGGUACUUUUCCAGAAAGGAAAUUGAAGAAAAUUCUCCAUCUAAAAUAGAUGGAAUUGACUUAAAGAAAGAGGCAUAUCUACGCAAGUCAUACUGUACUUUUCUACAAGACUUGGGGAUGAGACUUAAAGUACCCCAGGUAACGAUUGCAACAGCCAUAAUCUUCUGUCAUCGAUUCUUCCUUUGCCAAUCCCAUGCAAAGAAUGAUAGAAGGACCAUUGCAACAGUGUGUAUGUUUCUUGCUGGGAAGGUUGAAGAAACUCCCAGGCCGCUGAAAGAUGUCAUUCUUGUCUCGUAUGAAAUUAUUAAUAAAAAGGAUCCUGCAGCAGGUCAUAGAAUCAAGCAAAAGGAGGUAUAUGAACAGCAGAAAGAGUUGAUUCUACUUGGAGAGAGGGUUGUUCUUGCAACUCUUGCUUUUGAUCUUAAUGUAAACCAUCCAUAUAAACCACUGGUUGAGGCAAUAAAGAAAUUCAAAGUAGCUCAAAAUGCCCUUGCUCAAGUUGCAUGGAAUUUUGUUAAUGACGGACUUCGGACAUCACUUUGCUUGCAAUUUAAGCCCCACCACAUUGCGGCUGGUGCCAUUUUUCUUGCUGCUAAGUUCCUCAAAGUAAAGCUUCCAUCAGAUGGCGAGAAGGUCUGGUGGCAAGAGUUUGAUGUCACCCCACGCCAAUUGGAGGAAGUGAGCAAUCAAAUGUUGGAACUAUAUGAACAAAAUCGGUUACCGCCGUCCACUAAUGAAGUUGAAGGAAGUUCAGUGAGUGGUGCUAAUCAUCAGCCUUCUGCAAAAGCUACAACUAGCAAUGAAGAACAUGCAACAGGCAACAGCCAUUCGCAGGCUGGAGGUACAAGACCUGGAACCUCGAAGCCAGCAUCUAGGCAAGGGUCUGAGCAGUCUUAUGUUGAGAAUGGUGGACCUGCUAGAACUACCCACAGUCAAAGUAAUGACUACAGAAGUGCUGAAAUGAAAGGUGCUUUGGAUCAGAAUAUGGAUGUUGAAUUCAAAGAUAGUCAACCCCCCGAAGCAGUUUCACUGCACCUAGACAAGGUGGGGGAAUCUCAAAAUAUAUCAAGGUUUGUGUCAGAGGGACAUAGUGAAGAGCAAGAAAGAGAGAGCAAUGUCGGGAAAGGUGAAACAAGGGAAGGAUGGGAACCGAAGGAUAAACAAUUUGGCCGAAGUUUGGAGAAUCGACAAAGUGCACAUGGCCGAUCACCACAGGAAGCUAUAAAAAAAAUUGACAAGGAUAAGGUAAGGGCAGCACUGGAGAAACGAAGGAAAUCCGUGGCUGAUGUGACUCGGAAGACAGAUGUGCUGGAUGAGGAUGAUUUGAUUGAGAGGGAACUUGAAGAUGGUAUUGAACUGGCUACGGGGAGUGAGAAGAACAAGCGGGACAGGAGGCAAAGCUGGUCAAAGCCCUCAAAUAGACAAGAACAUGAGGGCCUGCAUCAGGGAAAACAUCCGGACGGUGUUGGAGAUGGCGGACCACAUUUAAACAAUAUAGAAGAAGGUGAGGUAUCAGCACUUGAUGCCGGACAAGAAUUUCAGUCACCAAAAUCAAGCAGUCGUAAGAGAAAGGCAGGAAGCCCAGUAGCAGUUCCUAUGGAAAGGAAGCAGCGACAUGAUUAUGCGCCUGGGCCCCAUCACCAUAAUCAUGGUGAUUAUACAGAAGAUCACAACAGGGUGGGCCGCUCUGGCCAUACAGAAAGGGAUAGCAAAAGGCAUGCACCGGAAAAUCAUGUGUGA